Molecule: messenger RNA, 765 nt
Organism: Trichophyton rubrum CBS 118892
Lineage: Eukaryota; Fungi; Ascomycota; Eurotiomycetes; Onygenales; Arthrodermataceae
Product: pre-rRNA-processing protein PNO1
Exons: 3
Coding region: 1-765 (254 amino acids)
Cellular component (GO): nucleolus
Molecular function (GO): RNA binding
Source: RefSeq, a predicted model, not a curated record
AUGCCAGCUCCCACCGCGCGCCUGGACAAACCAGAGGAGAAUGAGGUUUCUGCUCUACAGCCAGCCCAAAAUGAAGAGGAUAUUAUGAUAGAUACAAGUGCUGCUCAGCCGAAAGAGCCAUCGGUGCCGCAGCCACAGGGCCAGGAAGACAGUGAAAUGGCCGUAGACGAGGAAGGACGACUGCGCUUCACACCCAUCAAAGCAUCCGGCAACGCAUACAGAGUCGAAACUCGCAAAGUACCGAUCCCUCCUCACCGCCUGACGCCUCUUAAAGCCGAGUGGCCAAAGAUAUAUCCUCCACUGGUCGAGCAUUUGAAACUCCAAGUGCGCAUGAACAUGAAGAACCGAGCAGUUGAGCUGCGCACAUCGAAACACACCACCGAUACAGGAGCCCUCCAAAAGGGUGAGGAUUUUGUCAAAGCCUUUACUCUUGGGUUUGAUACCGAUGAUGCUAUUGCUCUUCUCCGACUGGACGAUCUUUACAUUGAGACGUUUGAGAUUAAGGAUGUCAAGACGCUUAAUGGCGAGCAUUUGGGCAGAGCUAUUGGCCGAAUAGCAGGAAAAGAUGGGAAGACGAAAUUCGCUAUUGAGAAUGCUAGCAGGACUAGAGUUGUGCUUGCAGACCAGAAGAUACACAUUCUCGGAGGAUUCAGAAAUAUCCAUGUUGCUAGAGAAGCUAUUGUCAGCUUGAUUCUAGGAAGCCCUCCGGGCAAGGUAUAUGGAAAUCUACGUACAGUUGCCUCGCGAAUGAAGGAACGAUUCUAA